AUGGCAACAACAACGAUUGAAGCACCGGCCAUCUCAUAUGUGCAGGUCCCAGAAACGUCAGAAGACCUUGACUGGGCUGAUCUGCGGACCCUCGAUCUGGCCAAGUUCGAUCAACCAGGUGGAAAGCACGAGCUAGCCGCUGAGCUGACCAAAACGAUCGAAGAUGUUGGCUUCUUCUACGUUACAAACUACGGCCUCAGCAAAGAAGAAGUCGACGCCCAGUUCGGCCUAGCAAAGACCGUCCUCUCCCUUCCGAACGAAGAGAAACAGAAAUACCGCGCUGCGCUGGAACAGGGAGAUUAUAAUGGGUGGAAGCCAGCGGGAAUUCGCACGCUGGUUCCUGGUGUGAAAGAUAACUUUGAGAUCUAUAACAUACCGAAAUUUACUCCCGAGCAUGCGGAUCGGAAACAUCCAGACGUCGUCAGGGAGCAUUGGCAGAGUAUUGAGCAUUUUUCGAAGCAUAUCCACGAGAAGAUUGUGAAGAAGCUGCUUACCGUGUUUGCCAUUGCGCUUGGACUAGAGGAUGAGGAGUGGCUGGUGAACAAGCAUCGGUAUGAACAGACUUCAGGGGAUCAUCUGCGGUACAUGAAGUACUACGCGCGGAGUCAAGAGGAGAAUGACAAGCUGGGCAGUGUCUGGCUUAAGGGACACUCUGAUAUGGGAAGUCUGACACUUCUUUUCCGCCAGCCUGUUGCAGCACUGCAGGUGUUGACCAAAGGUGGUGAAUGGAAAUAUGUCAAGCCGCAGAUGGAGGCACUGACUGUAAAUAUUGCCGAUGCGCUGCAAUUCAUGACGAAUGGAUAUCUCAAAUCCAGCAUCCACCGCGUCAUCGCACCGCCAAAGGACCAGGCGCAUAUUGACCGUCUUGGAGUGUUGUACAUGGUGCGCAUUGAGGAUGACAGUGACCUGGUACCUAUCGAAGAGUCCCCUGUUCUGCGACAACGGGGACUGGUUGGUGACAAGAUCCUCGGGGAAGAUGGACAGCCGCUGAAGGCUGGGGAAUGGGUGAAACAACGCGUUAUAAAGAACCUGGGCGAGUCUACCGAGAAGGAGGGAGACAACGAGGUGAACGACGUGGAAAUCCUCAAGGGAGUUAAAGUGACGUAUUACGAUUGA
This is a messenger RNA of Aspergillus puulaauensis, 1116 nucleotides long. RefSeq lists its product as uncharacterized. Lineage: Eukaryota; Fungi; Ascomycota; Eurotiomycetes; Eurotiales; Aspergillaceae. Gene Ontology annotation, molecular function: dioxygenase activity. The coding region runs from base 1 to 1116 and encodes 371 amino acids. The transcript is spliced from 4 exons. The record is from RefSeq and is a predicted model, not a curated record.